GGUUGACUCCAGUCAUUAGAAUUUUGAACUUGUUCAAGUAUACAUUCUCAAAAAAGCUAAAUUAUAAGAAAAUAUUUUUUUUUUGUAUAUUCUUUUACCGAUGGCAUUAUUCUAUUCCAAAUUCAUAUCAACUUGUUUGAUAUUCAUAUCAUGUAUUCUUCUAUAUUGGGUGAAUAUUAUUCAUUGCGAUAUACUGAGCGAGAUUAAAAAACCGAACACCCCAUUUACGAACGAAACAAUCAACUAUUUCAUAGAACUGGUUCGUCAAAACCAUGGCUACGAUAUGAUUGACGUCAAUUCCUAUCCUUCUCCCGUAAAUUAUCCACCGAUUCGUAGUUGGAAACGCGACAUCCAAAUCAUAUACAGUGAUGCAAUUCAAUCAGGUCAUUACAUUUGCGUCUAUUAUGAUCCCGAUUAUAGAACAGCGUACAUUUAUGACAGUAGAAUUGAGAAUAUGAACUACAUCAUAAGCGAGCAACAUGAUUUAAUAGUGAAAAAUCGCUAUCCAGCGGCUAUUAAUAGAACAGUUGUUGUUUCACCGAAGACCGAACAAUAUGACGAAACGUCGUCGGGGCCACUUGUGAUUGCAUAUGCAACGACAUUGAUCUUGGGCGAAACACCAGCAAAUUAUGGCUUUCAAAUGAAUGUUGAAAAUCAGGAUAAAGCCAUUCAUUUAAGGGAACAUAUUUUUGAAAUGUUACAGAAUAGACGGCUGUCGCCAUUUCCGCGAUCUCCGCGUCUGAAUAUAGAGUAUAUUGCUGACUCUUUCGAUAAUAUCCAUCCCGAUAUAUUGCAAAAAAUCACGACACCAAAUCAACCCUUCGACGUACGUACACUCAUGCUGUUCAAUAGAUUGGUCCAGGCUACGACUGAUUUCGAUAUGGUUUCCACAUUUUUCUUCAGUUAUCCCGAAUUAAUACCCGUUCAUAAUUCCACCAAAAAUGACGUUCAAAUCUUAUAUGCCAAACAAGACCAAUGGACAGCUCAUGCGGUUUGUAUAUUUUAUGAAGCCGCAAAUCAAAUGGUGUAUGUCUAUGACGACGAAGAUAUUAAUAUAACUUCAGCAAAAUCGGAUUUUAUAGAAAGGCGUUAUCCAAAUUUGAAAAAUAUUACUUUUGUCGAACCAAAAACAGGACAAAUGGAUUUUGUAUCAUGUGGAGCAUAUAGCAUUGCAUACGCAACCACAUUGAUCCUAGGUCAUGAUCCAAAGACUUAUAAACUUAGAACUAGAUCUUUGCUUUCCAGUUUAUGUGGGUCGAGCAUGUUUGAUGAUCCAAAAAUGUUACGAAAACAUAUUUUGAAAAUGUUUAAAUCAAAAAAAUUAUUGCCAUUCCCCAAGUAAAUUACAUCAUCAACGUCAUGUCACUUUAAGUCGGUAAUGU
Messenger RNA from Contarinia nasturtii (swede midge), 1382 nucleotides. RefSeq lists its product as uncharacterized. The coding region runs from base 101 to 1342 and encodes 413 amino acids. The transcript has 3 exons. Lineage: Eukaryota; Metazoa; Arthropoda; Insecta; Diptera; Cecidomyiidae. The record is from RefSeq and is a predicted model, not a curated record.